CAAACCCUAGAGACUGCCACUUCGCUUCCCUCGCGCUCGCACAGGCUUUCAGGUGAUUGAAAGGGUCUACAGGCAGAUGUUUCUUCAGAUUCUUCGAAACCAAUGGCUCCUAAAGAUGGUGGAGUGGCAAAUGGAAGCCAUUUUCAAUCCGAAGAAAAUAUUAAAAGUUUAGAAGUGCUCAGGGAGGUUGAUGUUGAAACAGAGAUCAAAACUCGUAGAUGUGUGAUGCCUUUCGUUUGGUCUAGACCACAUGUCACAAAAUGACAGUUUCAAUUUCACAGAACUUCAUUGGUUUUCUCCUUUGUCGUGUAGGUAAGCCCAAGAAAACUAAGAGAAAGAAAAAGGAGGAUCAUGAUUCAUCAAAAAAGGGUAAGACACUGAAGAAGGGAGAAGCUGAUCAGGAUGAGGUUUCUCAUCUCUCUCCUGGGGAUGAGAGCUGCUCCAAAGGGAUGACAGGUAAUUCGAAGAAAGCUAGAAUGAAGAGAAAGAAGGAUCAAAAUUCAUCCAAGGAAGCUGAGAAGUCACAGGAAAAGAGAGGAGAAGCUGAUCAAGACGAAGUUUAUCAAAUCUCUUCUGUGUACGAGGACUGCUCGAAAGGAAUACAAAAAUGGAUUAUGGAAUACCUCCAAAGUAGACCAGGGUUGAAGGUAUUGCAGCAAAAGAUUGAUGACUCUAUAACUGCUCACAUGGCACAACUAGAGCGGGAAAGGAAAGAAAGAGGGGCCCAAGCUGCCGAAGGGGGUUGGAUAGUUGUUGUUCAUCAUAAAGGAAAAAGACAAUGGAUGCUGAAAGUGGAAUUACUGUGGGCUCCAUAGCCCAGGCUGUUGUGGAGGAUAAGAUGGCCAACAAGAAGGGUAAAGAAGUUGGCUUAGAUUUCUACCGCUUUCAAAGAAGAGAAGCCCAGAGGAAUGAGGUCAUGUUGUUGCAAAGCAAGUUUGAGCAGGAUAAAAUGCGGAUUCAACAGCGAGCUGCUAGGAAGUUUUGACCGUACUGAACACUGCACAGUAGAAAGAACGGCCGGCCAGCAGCUGAGAUUGUUGCAAUUUUGUAGUCCCUUAUUGUGGAUUUCUUCUUCUUGUGAAUUUACUGUGGUUAUUUUGGUAAUUAACUGGUGAGCAUAUAGCUUUUAGAUCAUCACUAACAUGUAAGAUUGGAUUUUGCAGUUUGAGUUCAACCAAGUCCUGUGGCAGCAAGAUAGGUUAAUAAACGCAGAAGAUUUUACAUUCUCUGUGUUUCCAACAUCCUUCUUUUUUGCAACACAUGGAAAAAGGGAGGGAAAGUAGGGGAAGGAAGGAUCUCCCAUUGUUGAUAUUUAGGGCUGUAAUCGAACUGAAUCGAGCCGAAUAUUUAAUGUUCAAACU
Molecule: messenger RNA, 1361 nt
Organism: Alnus glutinosa
Lineage: Eukaryota; Viridiplantae; Streptophyta; Magnoliopsida; Fagales; Betulaceae
Exons: 8
Coding region: 261-815 (184 amino acids)
Biological process (GO): ribosomal small subunit assembly; rRNA processing
Cellular component (GO): UTP-C complex; CURI complex
Source: RefSeq, a predicted model, not a curated record